AUGGAAGGAAUAAACAAAACUACAAAGAUACAGUUCUUCUUCCGUCCAUUUUCUCCUGACCCUGAGGUCCAACUGGUGAUUUUUGUGGUCUUCCUGGUGAUGUACCUAACCAGCCUCAGUGGAAAUGCCACCAUUGCAGUCCUUGUCCAGCUCAACCACUCCCUCCACACCCCCAUGUACUUUUUCCUGGCUAUCUUGGCAGUUCUGGAAAUAUUCUAUACAUCUUCCAUUGCCCCCUUGGCCCUGGCAAACCUUCUUUCCAUGGGCCAAACUCCUGUUUCCAUCAUCGGAUGUGGUACCCAAAUGUUUUUCUUUGUCUUCUUGGGUGGGGCUGACUGUGUUCUGCUUGCAGUCAUGGCAUAUGACCGGUUUAUAGCCAUUUGUUACCCUCUGAGAUACACCCUCAUCAUGAGCUGGUCCUUUUGUGUGGAACUGGCUGUGGGAUCCCUGAUGCUAGGGUUUCUUUUAUCGCUUCCCUUAACCAUUUUAAUCUUUGGUCUCCCAUUCUGCCACAGCAAUGAAAUCUACCACUUCUACUGUGACAUGCCCGCAGUCAUGCGCCUGGCAUGUGCAGACACACACAUUCACGAGACUGCCCUGUACAUUAUAAGCUUCAUUGUGCUAAGCAUUCCCCUCACUUUGAUCUCCAUCUCCUAUGUCUUCAUUGUGAUAGCCAUUUUACGUAUCCAGUCAACAGAAGGGCGUCAUCGAGCCUUCUCUACCUGCUCCUCUCAUAUUUCAGUGGUCUUGCUACAGUAUGGCUGUACCAGCUUCAUAUAUUUGUCCCCUAGCUCCAGCUACUCUCCUGAGAUGGGACGAGUAGUGUCAGUAGUUUACACUUUUAUCACUCCCAUUUUAAACCCCUUGAUCUACAGUAUGAGGAACAAAGAACUGAAAGAUGCCCUAAGGAAGGCACUGAGAAAGUUCUAG
This is a messenger RNA of Ochotona curzoniae (black-lipped pika), 930 nucleotides long. Its product is annotated as olfactory receptor 10V1. The transcript has a single exon. Lineage: Eukaryota; Metazoa; Chordata; Mammalia; Lagomorpha; Ochotonidae. The coding region runs from base 1 to 930 and encodes 309 amino acids. Gene Ontology annotation, biological process: G protein-coupled receptor signaling pathway. Gene Ontology annotation, cellular component: membrane. The record is from RefSeq and is a predicted model, not a curated record. Gene Ontology annotation, molecular function: olfactory receptor activity; G protein-coupled receptor activity.